Portunus trituberculatus (swimming crab) is the source of this 1533-nucleotide messenger RNA. Its product is annotated as TM2 domain-containing protein 3-like. The transcript is spliced from 6 exons. The record is from RefSeq and is a predicted model, not a curated record. Bases 230 to 1003 code for a protein of 257 amino acids. NCBI's taxonomy places the organism in Eukaryota, Metazoa, Arthropoda, Malacostraca, Decapoda, Portunidae.
UCAGCUGUUCAAAGCGACUUUAGCAAAGCGAGGCACCUGACACUGACAGGGGUUCAGCCGUGAGUUGUUUCACGUCACUCGCCCCGGAGAUCCGUCCAGGACCACAAGGGGGACGUGGUGGGGAAAAACUAAUGCUAUUUACGUAAUUAAAUCUUCCGUGAGUCGUUAUUUUGAAAAGUUGUAAGUUAUUUUAGUGUGUGGUGGGUAUGAGUGAGUCCCGCCCCCCCUCAUGCCCCUCCAGCUCCAUCCCGCCACCAGCCCCAGCAUGACUCGCGGGGCCUCACUGCUCAAGUGGAGUUUUGUCUUCAUUAUUUUAACAGGAUGUGCCUCAAGUUCCCUAGAGGGAACUAAGCCACAAAAUGAGACCAACAAGAAUUACAAGUCACCCAGUAACAACUUGACUGGCUCCUCUGAGCCAGCACCACGUCUCCCACCCACUCCAGAGAACUGCUCAGACCACUCACAACUUGGCUCAGUGGUUUGCCCAGAAAAUCACCAGUGUCAUGAACUGAGCAAAGAAUGUUUGAAAUGUGACUUUAACUGCACCUGUGUCUAUGGCCAAGAAGUGAAUGUCACCUGCAAACCAAGAGUUAGCUGCAAAGGAAGACAGGAAAUAACUGUGUCAAUGAUAUGCCGCUAUUGCUAUCAGACAUCACACUGGGAACACACUUGUCUUGGAAACAACCAGUGCCGUGCUGUUCACUCUCCCAGAGAAACAUUUACAUCUAACUGCACAGUAAAUAGUGAUGUUCUGUGCCUUGGCAAUCGGGUGUUCCGUAAAAAGCUGUAUUGCAACUGGACUUCAGGGUAUAAAUGGUCCACAGCUUUGCUGCUUUCUAUCACUCUUGGGGGAUUUGGAGCUGACAGAUUUUACCUGGGCCAUUGGCAAGAAGGAAUUGGUAAGUUAUUCAGCUUUGGUGGUCUUGGAGUGUGGACAAUCAUUGAUGUUAUUCUCAUAGCCAUUCGCUACUUGGGACCUGCUGAUCAUUCAUUAUAUAUAUGAAUGAAGUAUAUAUUAAGGUAAAGUGAUAGAAUGAUGUUUAUAUUUAUAGAACUACAAGAAAUGGCUGCCACAGCUUCUUAAAAGUUAAGCACCAGAAACCAAUUCAGUGGUGUUUAGUUUGAAAGUAGUGUUGUACAGUUUCUUAAGGUUCCAUUUAUACUUGUAUGGUCAUUUAAGUCAUUUAAUGAUACCUCAGGUAACCUAAAAAAAAAGAUUAAAAUUCCUAAUCCAUGCUGGUGUCAGAUAGAUAUGCCUAAAUAUGUGUUGAUAACAAAAAUAUUAGGCUAAAGUUGUGCUAACUUCUUUAUUUCUGUUGAGUUUUCAUAAUCUUUAUACUAGAUAUGAAAAAAAAAAUCAAUGAUAUGUUUUUAGAUAUAACAAUUUCCAACAUUUUUUUGUAUCGUAAACUCUGGUUCAAUACUAGACCAUAGUCACUUCAAUACUGAACAAAUUGUUGUUUGAACACUUUUGUUGGUGGGAAUGCAAAUAAAACAACUGUAUUUCUAGAAUGCAGUAUUCUUACAGAAAAA